AUGCUACAGGCAGCGGAAAAUAGUCCAGCUGCAGCAUCGACAAUGUUUGCUUACCAUCACCAUAAUCAUCAACAACAACAACACCUUUUACAGCAACAACAUCAUUCGCAUGGCCAGGCUGCUGUUUCACAUCAUAUGUGGCCACCCAUACCACCCCCACCACCGUCAUCCUCAACACAUCUUCCUACAACGACAAUAGGUACUCCCACAAAUGCCACCAUGGUGGAAAUGCACAUGAUGAAUACAGCUACACAACAACAACAGCAACACGAAGAAGCAACAACCUUCCAGCAGCCACUACCACCUACCUUAGCACAUCAUCAUCAUCACCAGCAGCAACUCCAUCAUCCAACUCAAUAUAAUAUACCUUUACCGCCUGGUCCAUCAUCAGUUUUGCAACAACACCACCACCACCAUCAUCAUCAUUUACAAACGCAUCAGCUGUCGCGUUUAUCAGGGCAAUAUGAAAGUCAAGCAUCUGUGCAACCACCACCACCACCCCCACAUUUACUACAGCAGUCGUCAACAUCUACGUCUACACCAGCAGCAACGACAAGUGGAAGUCAGCAAUCAUCAAAUAACCAACAGCAGCCAGCACAGCAACAUGACUCAAGAGAUCAGGUUAAUUUUUAA
This is a messenger RNA of Musca vetustissima, 633 nucleotides long. Its product is annotated as putative cyclin-dependent serine/threonine-protein kinase DDB_G0272797/DDB_G0274007. NCBI's taxonomy places the organism in Eukaryota, Metazoa, Arthropoda, Insecta, Diptera, Muscidae. The transcript has a single exon. The coding region runs from base 1 to 633 and encodes 210 amino acids. The record is from RefSeq and is a predicted model, not a curated record.